CGAGCAGAAUGUCCAUGAGUAGACUCAGUAGAAUACUCUUAAUAAUCAAGGCUAGGCAGGAAUCAGAAUCAGAAUACUUUAUUGAUCCCUAGGUGAAAUUAUUUUUGGUUACAGUGCUCCAGUAUAAACAAACAGUAACAAAGACAGACAAUACACUAGGUAAGAAAGGAAGGUGUCUUCUCUGUGUUAUUCCAGGAAGAGGAGCAGAUACGAGGCGAGGUCAGACGUGAACAGAGAGAGGAGAAGAUCCGGCAGGACUGCCACAUCACUUCUGGAAGAAGAUAGUCAUAAUAAUACUUGUUUUUCUUUUGGUCAUCCUUUGUGUGAAGCACACAGCUGAUUUCACACUGAGGUCCAGCGCUGUAAACUUGUAACUUCAACUGCAGAAGCAAAUUAAAUCUUUUAAACGACAGAUAUUCCUCAUGUAGAGAAAACACUGAACACGUCGCUUUGUCUGGGAAUUAAGCAAAGGACAAUAAAACUGAUGCCAGAACGCAAAUAUGAAUAGAUAGUAGUGCUCACCUCCAUGUAUUCUGGGAAACUGUAGGGUAUAUUUUGCAUGCUACAUUAGUAUAGUACAGGUUACAUAGAUGUUGAGGGGUCAGCUGACACUGAAAGAACAGCUGUCUGUUUGAUAACUCAGUCUCAUUUACUAUCAUGUUAGUAAAUAUUUAGGCUGUGACAUCACUGUGUGGCUGGCCAAUGACAGUGGUUUCUCUCUGGAAUCUGCCCUGCAGCAUCUAAGUGUUGAUGUGACAGCAGGAGUGUUGUUGUUGCAUGUUGUGGAAUUAGAAGCAGGAACUCAUUUUUGGUUCACAGCCAGGGUUAAAUAUUCCCUAAAAGUGACAUAUUAGGCCUGCAGGUUAUUUACAUUGUGACUGUGUGCUUGGUAAACCAAUGACAGCCCUCUUCACUCUCCAGGCUGCCCUGCAGCAACUUUAACAACUUAAUGUGACGGCGUCCUCGCGGUACAGCACAGAGCAGCAGCAGGAAGGUGUCGGUGCAAAGCUUUUUAGAUGCUGAACAGCACAAACAUGGCCGGCACCAAAGCUCCAGACACAGUGAAGAAUGAGUUCCCACACCUGAGGAUUGUGCUUGUUGGGAAAACUGGAGUUGGGAAGAGUGCAACAGGAAACACCAUCUUAGGAAGAAAAGCCUUUGAGUCUAUAACUUCUUUUUCUUCAUCACUAGUUGGGUGUCGCAAAGUAACAGGGCAGGUGGAUGGUCACAUCCUGGAUGUAGUUGACACUCCGGGUCUGUUUGACACCAUACUGACUCAGGAGCAGGUGCAGACGGAGAUCGUUAAAUGCGUCUCCUUUGUUGCUCCCGGUCCUCACGUGUUCCUGGUUGUGAUCCAGAUCGGCAGGUUUACAAAAGCAGAAGAAGAAACGAUGAAAAUCCUUCAGAAGAUAUUUGGAGUGGAUGCAGCGUGUUACACCAUAGUCUUGUUCACGUAUGGAGACAAUCUGCAAAACGGAGGCGACAUCGACAAAUCAAUCAGUGGAAAUCGGUUUCUGCAUCGCUUCAUCAAUCAGUGUGGAGGAAGAUAUCAUGUUUUUAACAACAAGAGUGAGGAUCGCUCUCAGGUCAAAGAGCUGCUGGAGAAGAUCAACACCAUGGUUAAGAGAAAUGGAGGAACACACUACACCAAUGAUAUGCUGCAGGAGGCUGAGAAAGCCAUCAGAGAAGAGAUGGAACGACUUCUGAAAGAAAAUCCAGCCAUGGGAGAAGAUGAAGCAAGAAGACGGGCGGAGACGAAGAACAAGAUCCUGAAGGGUGCCGGGAUAGGAGCGGGCUUUGGGAGCAUCUUAGGUCCACUGGGAGCAGCACUGGGAGCAGCAGUGGGAGCAGGAAUCGUAGCAGCAAAGGAGAAAAAAUGUGUCACACAAUAAAGUAAAGAACAUUUGAUCACAUUUAGAUAAUUACUGGUCAUGUGAUUAAUGGCCCUCAUGAGAACUGUUAGUCCACAGUAAUCAUCAUAUUGUGUAAUACAUCAUCUAAGAGCUGUAUAACAUGAUCUCCUGAACAUCUUUGGUUCCUGGGUAACGAGCUUUUUCCUCUUUUUCUUAAGUAAAACAUUUUCUUGAAUUUUCCACAUUUAACACAAACGGUUCACUCAUCACCCGCUCAUGCUGGUCCAGGUCUCAGGGACAGUGGUCUGCACAGAGACUGCCACACCUGCCUAUCCCAGCUACCGCCUCUUCCUCCACCUACCUCCUCCCCAAGCUAGCUGAGAUGGACUACCAUGACUUUAGAGAGUGGGUCGGAGGAGCAGCAGCUUUGCUCAGGAGGAGCUGACAUGGUAUCAAACUGAUUAAAAAUAAAACACUGUUCACAAAUGC
Oreochromis niloticus (Nile tilapia) is the source of this 2342-nucleotide messenger RNA. Its product is annotated as GTPase IMAP family member 7. Lineage: Eukaryota; Metazoa; Chordata; Actinopteri; Cichliformes; Cichlidae. The record is from RefSeq and is a predicted model, not a curated record. Bases 1017 to 1892 code for a protein of 291 amino acids. The transcript is spliced from 2 exons. Gene Ontology annotation, molecular function: GTP binding.